This is a messenger RNA of Diversispora eburnea, 363 nucleotides long. NCBI's taxonomy places the organism in Eukaryota, Fungi, Glomeromycota, Glomeromycetes, Diversisporales, Diversisporaceae. The record is from the annotation of a GenBank genome assembly.
AUGCUUUUUUUUGGAGCCGUAAAAGAUUUAAAUCCCGGGAAAGUGGUCUCACGAAAAAGCAAACUUAUAAACCCAUAUUUAAUAAGAGAACAAUCUAUGCUUACAUUUGAGGCAGCACCUCAUCAAGGAGUUAAUAAUAUUAUAGAAAAGAUGACGAGUUUACCUUUUCAACGCGUUGCACAUCGAAUUGCUUCUUUAGAUGCUCAGCCUAGCAUCUCUAAUGGCAUUUUCGUGGUCGUCACUGGAGAGUUAUUGGUUGAUGAUGAACAGAAUCCUCAAAGAUUCACACAAGCUUUUCAACUAAUUCCCGAAGGUAGCACUUAUUGGGUGCUUAAUGAUAUCUUCCGUUUAAAUUACGGCUGA